UUGGAACCGAGCGUUGAACGAGCGGGAAGUCCACAAAACUUGACCUCAUUGAGAAUGGUUGAUUACUUUAUUUACGCAAAAGACUGUUCGGACUCGAUAAACGGAGCUGAGUAUUAUUACAGCAACAACUUGAAGACUCUUGAACAAUUCAAGUAUGACGUCGAAAGGAUCAAAGAACAAUUGUUUGGCCAAGAGCCUGAAAGACAAUUUAAAAUUCUAUAUUUGCAGUGGAGCGACAUCUGUUGGGAGGUCAAUGAAGAUAAGGUUGUGCUGAAGAAUACAAGUGAUAACUCUGGACUAUCGAACGAAUAUAUAAGUGAAAAGAGAGAUCCAGGAUGCAUUGUACGGCAUCUUAGAAAAAACUAUAUCAUUAAUGAAAAUGAUCGAAUCAAAUUACUGCAUAUAAUUACAAACGGAAACAUUAGCAGAGAAAGAAUAGACGAAUGUUUAGAAUUGAAUAAAGACAUGGAUUAUGAAACGGUUGUUCUCCAUGCAUACGGAGAAGACUCGGAAAAAGUCGACCUUUCAGUAGCAGCACCUUUCUUCAAGAGCCGUUGCAUUGUUUAUUACAAUAAUGAACUUUGCUACACUACUGAUAUUUCCAAAGACUUUGAUUAUAACAAAAUGAAUAGUGACAACUUUGAAGUUGAAAUGAAACAGCUUAUAUCGUAUAUAAAGUUGAAGUUCAUCAAUAAAUUCAAACGAGACGCUGAUGUUUGGCGGGAAAUUGAAAAAUUGGAUAACCUAAGAAAUCGAAUGGUUAGGGAAUUAUCAGAUAAUACACCAAAAUUUCCAUACUUUGACCGAAUGGAGGAAAGAGAGAGAAGAAUAUUGAUGCGUACAUUUGACAUGGAUAAGUUUGAGAGUUAUAUAGCUAUGGCAUAUGUGAUGAAGACGGAUGUUGAGAAAUAUGUUGCAGAUAUGGUAGACUAUAUUAACAGUUAA
Messenger RNA from Danaus chrysippus (African queen), 945 nucleotides. NCBI's taxonomy places the organism in Eukaryota, Metazoa, Arthropoda, Insecta, Lepidoptera, Nymphalidae. The record is from the annotation of a GenBank genome assembly.